AUGGAACCAAAGAAUAAUACAGAAAUUUCAGAAUUCUUACUUCUGGGACUUUCAGAGGAAACAGAAAUGCAACCCCUUCUAUUUGGGAUUUUCCUCUCCAUGUACCUGAUCACUAUGACUGGAAACCUGCUCAUCAUUGUAGCCACCAUCUUAGACUCCCACCUGCACACGCCCAUGUACUUCUUCCUCUCCAAUCUGUCCUUCGUGGACAUCUGUUUCACCUCCACGACCAUCCCAAAGAUGCUGGUGAACAUCCAGACUCAGAGCAAAGGCAUCACCUAUGCAGGCUGCAUCACCCAGAUGUUCUUUUUCCUACUCUUCAUAGUGUUGGAUAACUUUCUCCUGACUAUCAUGGCUUAUGACAGGUAUGUAGCCAUCUGUCACCCUCUACACUAUACUAUCAUCAUGCACCCCUGGCUCUGUGUGUUGCUGGUUCUGGUGUCCUGGAUAACCAGUGUCCUCUAUGCCCUGUUUCACAGCUUAAUGGUGUUACGGCUGUCCUUCUGUACACACACUCAGAUCCCCCACUUUUUCUGUGAAUUUAAUCAGGUGAUCCACCUUGCCUGUUCUGACACCUUUAUUAAUGACAUUGUCAUGUAUUUGGGAGCCAUACUGCUGGCUGGUGGUCCCUUCACUGGGAUCCUUUACUCUUACCGCAAAAUAGUUUCCUCUAUACGUAAAAUCUCAUCAGCUCGAGGGAAGUAUAAAGCCUUUUCCACUUGUGCCUCUCACCUCUCAGUUGUCUCCUUAUUUUAUUGUACAAGUCUAGGAGUGUAUUUUAGUGCAGCUGAUAAAAAUUCCCACUCAAGUGCAAUAGCCUCAGUUAUGUACACUGUGGUCACACCCAUGCUGAACCCCUUCAUCUACAGUCUGAGGAAUAAAGACAUAAAGAGGGCUCUGAGAAGAAUGACUGGGAAGGAUACUAUAGUAGAAUAA
Tupaia belangeri chinensis (Chinese tree shrew) is the source of this 936-nucleotide messenger RNA. Its product is annotated as olfactory receptor 7A10-like. The record is from RefSeq and is a predicted model, not a curated record. The transcript has a single exon. Bases 1 to 936 code for a protein of 311 amino acids. Gene Ontology annotation, molecular function: olfactory receptor activity; G protein-coupled receptor activity. Lineage: Eukaryota; Metazoa; Chordata; Mammalia; Scandentia; Tupaiidae. Gene Ontology annotation, biological process: G protein-coupled receptor signaling pathway. Gene Ontology annotation, cellular component: membrane.